AUGAAAAGACUUGCGUUUUUGUGCGUGCAGGCGAAGUGUCGAGUGCUCCAUUCGAGGAAGACGACCAACCGGCCCGUCGGCCAGGCGGUCCUCGAGGACAGGCUAAGGUUCGACGCGGACAGCAAGACGAUCACCGCCGGCAGCAAGAGCAAGAUCAAGGUGUGGGUGGUGGUGGUGGUGCUGUCCGAUCUCGAGGUCCCGCCUCGAGAAGCGAACGGAGAGGUGCAGCUAGUCUCGCGGAACAUGCGCAUCGUCACGGCCUCCACGACCGACUCGCUUGAGCUUCUUGCGUCGGUGAAGGAGGCGUACCGAUUGGAGAGCGGCGGUGGCGGCGGCGGCGGCGGCGGUCGCAAGCGAAAUGUUGGAAGCGGAGGAGGCGGCACCCCGAGAACGAAAGCCUUCAAGCCGUUAAACACGCUUAACCUGGUCUCACGCCCCCCUGCUCAAGCCUCCCGCGGCGGCAAGCGCGGGAAAAAAAUGGCGUCGGUAGCGGCUGCGGCCGGUGGUGCCUCUGGCGGCGAUGCUAAACGCCACCGAUCGGUUCUGGGCGGCAUGGGGGCGAUGUCUUCGGGUACGCUGUAUAGGGGGGGGGGAGGGCUGGAGCGCGGGGGAUCGGGCAAUGAUCGUCGGGGCUACAGAGCCCGCUGCGGCGACGACCAAGAGCUAUCAGAGGCGGAGGCGGCCAACAGCAGCAGCAACACCCACAGCGAAACCAACCGCAACAGCAACAGCAACAACAGUGGCCGUCCCGGCAUCCGCAACAACAACAACAGGGGUGGCGGCGGUGGCGGCGGCGGCGGCAGCCGGUGCUACGGCAGCGGCGUUGGAGACAGGUUCCAGACAAACAGACGGAGGCGGGAGGCGGGAAUCGGCAGCACCUCCCCUACCCCCCGCGGCAACGGCGAGUCUCCCCCGACCCCGCCUCUGCUCAAAGGGGCGGCGGCGGCGGCCGGCAGGAGGGGUGGCAUCCACAGCAAGAGCGUCAGCAUCGAAAGCUGCUGGAACGACCGAGGAGGACGGGGAGGAGGAGGAGGGCAGCAGCUGACGCGGUACAUGACACACCGCGAGCCGUUGUCGCGCAGGGAGGGCUUCCGCAACAUGGGCAACACGUGCUACCUCAACGCCUGCCUGCAGGGAUUGCUGUCGCUGUCUGACUUUGUGGGCGAUCUCCGCCGGAAGUGCUGGGUCCUCGCCAUGCUCAAGCCGCCGCCGCCAGCGGCCACCGGUGGCAUUGACGGCGACCGUGUUGAUGUCGCGGGAGACGGCAACGGGGGCGGCGACCAUGCGAUCGAUAUCCGAGACUCUCCACACCGGCGAGCGGUGGCGGUGAACGGCGACGAUGAGGACGGAGGCGAUACGCACACGCCGCCGCCGCCACCGCCCAUCCUGUACGAAGCCCUGCUCCGGCUGUCCCUGGAAGCGAGGGGGUCCCACGGGCUGAUGGACGCGUCCCCGCUCAAAAGGGCCAUGGACAGGCACUCAGACCGUUUCGCCGGCAACCUCCAGCAAGACGCCCACGAGUUUCUCGGCGACCUCGUGAACGCCCUGCACGAAGAGACGCAACCCCGCCUGGACAUCGCCGCCGGGUACGUUGGAAAACCUCUUGCUGCUGCUGCUGCUGCUGCUGCUGCUGCUGCUGCUGCUGUGGGCGAAGGUGGGGACAAGGGGAAGAAGGUGAAGGCGGCGGUGGGAGCGGAGCGAUCCGGCAGAACCCGAAAAACAAGUAGCGGCGGCGGCGAUGGGAGGUUUGGUAGUGGCGGCGGCGGUGGUGGUGGCAUUGGCAGUGGCGAUAGCGGCGGUGGGGUGACAAUGGUCGAUCUCAGCUCCACCGACUCGGGAGACGAGGGGCGGGAGGAGCCCGACGUUUACGGCAGCGGUUGGGAUGACGGCGAGGACUUCGCUGCUGCCGCUGAAGCUGCUGCCGCUGAAGCUGCUGCCGCAGCCGCCGCCUCCGCCACCGCUAGCGGUAGUGCUGGUAGUGUCGGCGGUGGUGGUGUUGUCGAGGUCUUGGACUUGGAUUCCGACGGUAGCUACAGCGAUGACUAUCGCAACGGCGCUACUGCUGCUGCUUCGUCGCCUCCUACGGCGCCGAAGCUGUCGACGACGACGACGACGACAGCGACCAGGGGGGGGACCGGGGGAGAGGGUGGAGAUGAGGACGGCGAGGGGCCAGAGGGGGGUAGGGAAGACGAAGAGGCGCUGCGACAAAAGGAGCGGCUCAUGCCGACCACGAGACAUUUCCACGCCGAGGUCGAGGCCACCCUCACGUGCACGAAGUGCUCCUACUCCAGGCGGAGGCGAGAGCUGUACCGCGACUUCUCCCUCGACGUCCCAGAGCCGGCGAGGCGGAAGCAGCAGCAGCAGCAGCAGAAGCAGCGGGGGGGGGGAGGAGGUAGGACCGGCGGCGGCGGGGACGGUGGCGUUUCCGAGCUGGGGGACCUUUUGGACAACUUUUUCCAGCCUUCGGAGCUUAGCCUCCGGUGCGAGCGGUGCGGCCACGACCGAGUCCGAGCGGAGCACUCCCUCGCCGAGCUGCCGGGAGCGUUGGUCCUGCACAUCAAGCGCUUCAAGCCCGUUGCGUCGGCACCACCACCACAACUACCGCCGCCCAAGGCCAAGGUGGUGGACUCGUCGUCCGAAGCCAAGUUGCCGGUUGCGGGGUCGGCAGAAUCGCCGCUGUCGCUGCCGCCGCCGCCGCCGCCGCCGCCAGUGGGACGGCCGUCAACCGCGCCGGCGGGAGCUUUCGCGAUCGCCGGUGUUGCGUCCCCGGAGGAUGACGCCGGUUGUGCGACUGCGGUGGAAGCCGGCGGGUCGUCCGAAGGCGUCGUUGCUAGUACUCCUCCCGUUGCCGUGGUGGGGGGAGGCAGCACGGGGGCUAGCAGUAGGAGCGGGAGCAGCGGAAGCGGCGUCACCAGCGGCGGCGGCGGCGGCGGCGGCGGCCGGUCCUACGGCGGCGUGUCGUACGUCAAGCUGGCGUCGCCGGUUUCCGUCCCUCUGGAGCUGGACCUCGAGCGGUUCUGCUCGGGGUACACCGGCAACGCCCCCGCAGAGGAUCUCGGCAAGCAGGUGGACUCCCUCGACGGGCUAGGCAUCCCCCGAGUCCCCCGCUCCCCCUCGGCGUUCGCCAGCCUCCGCGCCGCGGGGACCGGCCUCUGUGCCGCCAACCGAUCGGGACCGAAUCCCGCCGGCGGCGGUGGGGAGAAGCGGCCCACUGAUGGCGUUUCGGUUGACCUGUUCGCGCGAGAAGGUUGGUCAUCGACAUCGUCGGGCCAAGCCGGUGUCGGGGAAGGCGGAGGCGGCGGAAGCGUCGCCCCGGGGGUGAACAGGCGGGCCCUGGGGCCGCUGGGGGAAACGACGAACAGCAGCAGCGGCGGCGGCGGCAUCGGCGACAGGAGGAGGGGCAUCCGGGAGACGGUAGCCGAAAGGAGGGAAAGGGUGGCCAAGGAGAAGGAGAACUGCAGCGCCGCUUCCGGCGGUGGGGACCGCUGGGCGGACCAAGACGAGACGACGAGCCGCAACCGCAGCCACAAGCUCCACAACAAUGUCUGUCUCGGGCCGGACGGGAAGGUCGACUACCUCGACACCCUAAGGUCGCUCAACAAGCCCGACAGCACCGGUGGCCUUCGUGGUCGCCGGCGGUCACCCCUCCCGGGUGUGGGGCUUUUUAGCGGCGGCGGCGGGGGCGGGCACCGCGCGGAGCUCGGUCGGAGCGACCUCCGGAUGGCUGACCAUGCAAGCGCGGGGUCGUUGGCGCGGAGGGACCUCAAGAGGAAGAGAAGGCAGGAGAUCGACGACGACAAUGAGAAGCAGGUAUGAGGAGCCGAUUAUUGCGUGCCUCCCCCCUCCCCCGAUGGUGUGUGGGUGGCGGGUUUUUGUUGUCGGGCCUGAGCUCCGCCGGCUUAUUUCUAUGGUGCCAAUUCGGUUCGGCGGGAGCGGGAGGCGAGAUGGUUGGCGGCACAGCGGGGCGCCUUUGCGGUGAACCACCCCUCCCACGGACCAAUGUGUUCCCACAUGACCGCUCCCCUCUAGCCAAUGGUCGAACAGCGAAGGCAUGCAAAUCAUGAGUAACACCCCUCCCCCCCUCCCGCCCCCCGCCAUUCUAGACUGAAGUGAGUUGGCGGUGUUGGCAAAGCGCUGUAAAACACGCCACCGCAAAUAUAGCCCCCAUAGUAUGCGCUACCAAAGACGCGUGACGCAUGGAUGCGUGGAGUGAGGAUAGCUUACGGAAACCUCACAGGUUGAGUGAUGUAGGAGAUUGCCGGCCACAUAGACGUGUUGAGUGAUUAUAGCUGUAUACUGAAACCCCAAGGGUUGAGUGAGGUUUGAGAUUGCCAGACACAUGGGCGGGUUGAGUGGGGAUAGCUGCAUACUGAAACCCCACGGGUUGAGUGAUGUUGGAGUGCCGGACACAUAGACGCGUUGAAUGAGGAUAGACAUAUACUGAACCUCACAGGUGAUUUGUGAUGGAGAUUGCCGGACACAUAACGCUUUGAGUGAGGAUAGCUGCAUACUGAAACCUCACAGGUGCAUUGUUUGCCAGACACAUAGACGCGUUGAGUGAGGAUAGCUGCAUACUGA
Ectocarpus sp. CCAP 1310/34 is the source of this 4578-nucleotide messenger RNA. NCBI's taxonomy places the organism in Eukaryota, Phaeophyceae, Ectocarpales, Ectocarpaceae. The record is from the annotation of a GenBank genome assembly.